AUGGAUCCGAGUUGGUUGCCGGAGAAUCGUCGUCCUCAUGCUCAGGACGUGGCAUUUGAGUUGUUGGAUUCUGGUUGUAGGCCUGCAGGUUGUUGUGAGAACACUAGUUGCUCGAAGGUGACAGUGAGACCAGACAUUCCGGAGCAGGUUGCAUCAUGUGCAGAUGAGUUGCCAACAGGUUGUUAUUACUACGCUAAGGCAGUGGCGAACGUGACGGGGGCAUUGUGUCAUCAUGAAUCGUUAUGGAGUUCGGCAAGUGGUGUGUGUUUUGAUCUAAUGGGAUUGGGUGGAUGGCAGGCACCGAUCUAUUCGUUAUGGCAGAUUCACAAUGCUUAUACCGAAGGGUGUCGGCACAUGCAGUUUUCAAUGCAUCGAAAUGUGACCAAUGUGGAUAAGGCAGCAUUACGCAGUUGUUCCUUGGUCAGAUAA
Molecule: messenger RNA, 429 nt
Organism: Gregarina niphandrodes
Lineage: Eukaryota; Apicomplexa; Conoidasida; Eugregarinorida; Gregarinidae
Exons: 1
Coding region: 1-429 (142 amino acids)
Source: RefSeq, a predicted model, not a curated record